UUGCUUUCCUUUGGUGAUUCCUGAAUUAAACAAAUUGAAAGGAUGAGCGAACUGGAACAGCUGCGGCAGGAAGCGGAGCAGCUACGGAAUCAGAUCCAGGAUGCUAGGAAAGCGUGUAAUGAUGCAACACUUGUUCAGAUCACAUCAAAUAUGGACUCUGUGGGCCGAAUACAGAUGCGGACAAGGCGUACGCUGAGGGGCCACCUGGCCAAAAUCUACGCAAUGCAUUGGGGAUAUGAUUCCAGGCUACUAGUCAGUGCUUCCCAAGAUGGAAAAUUAAUUAUAUGGGAUAGCUAUACAACAAAUAAGAUGCAUGCGAUUCCUUUGAGGUCCUCCUGGGUGAUGACCUGUGCUUAUGCCCCAUCUGGUAACUACGUUGCUUGUGGAGGCCUGGACAACAUCUGCUCUAUCUAUAAUUUAAAAACCAGAGAGGGGAAUGUGAGAGUGAGCCGAGAGUUGCCGGGUCACACAGGCUACUUGUCCUGCUGUCGCUUUUUAGAUGACAGCCAAAUUGUCACAAGUUCAGGAGAUACAACCUGUGCUUUAUGGGACAUCGAAACUGCCCAGCAGACCACCACAUUCACUGGGCAUUCCGGAGAUGUGAUGAGUCUUUCCCUGAGUCCUGACAUGCGGACUUUCGUCUCUGGUGCUUGUGACGCCUCUUCCAAGUUGUGGGAUAUCCGCGACGGGAUGUGCAGGCAGUCCUUCACCGGCCACGUCUCAGACAUCAACGCUGUCAGCUUUUUCCCGAAUGGAUACGCCUUUGCCACUGGCUCUGAUGAUGCUACUUGCCGGCUCUUCGACCUCCGUGCAGACCAAGAAUUGUUACUGUAUUCUCACGACAACAUAAUCUGUGGGAUCACUUCCGUAGCUUUCUCGAAAAGUGGGCGCCUCCUGCUAGCUGGUUAUGAUGAUUUCAACUGCAAUGUCUGGGACACGCUGAAAGGAGAUCGUGCAGGUGUCCUUGCUGGUCAUGACAACCGAGUCAGCUGUUUAGGUAUAACUGAUGAUGGCAUGGCUGUGGCAACAGGCUCUUGGGACAGUUUUCUUAGGGUCUGGAAUUAACAGUGUCAUGUGUUUUUUCUGUUCUCCAUCAAUAUCUGGAGAAAUCAAUGCUACAGCCUAUAGCUGUGAAAACAAAUUCUACCUUAUAUUUGCAGGUGAAGAUUUUUUUUAUUACUGUAUUCAAUACAAAAAGCUUUCAGUAAACUACAAAAAGGUGAGAAAAUAAGGCAGAGCCUGCCGAGAUCAAAAGGACCAAUGUAUUCAUUAAUUUGAGAAGUUAGUGUAAUUUAACCUUGAUAAAUUCUUGGUUGUACUGUGUUGUUUUUUGUAGAUCAGAAUGUAUACUUUAUAGCAGUUGCCCAUGGUGUUUGCUUUUUGUGAAGAACUACAUCUUAAAUUUUGAAUAUGUAAAAAAUGCCCUGUCUUUGCGUUUUGUAAUGCAAGAAUCAGGCCUUGUAA
Chinchilla lanigera (long-tailed chinchilla) is the source of this 1464-nucleotide messenger RNA. It is a transcript of the gene Gnb4, whose product is annotated as guanine nucleotide binding protein (G protein), beta polypeptide 4. Gene Ontology annotation, molecular function: protein binding; signaling receptor complex adaptor activity. The record is from RefSeq and is a predicted model, not a curated record. Gene Ontology annotation, biological process: G protein-coupled receptor signaling pathway. Gene Ontology annotation, cellular component: cytoplasm; heterotrimeric G-protein complex. NCBI's taxonomy places the organism in Eukaryota, Metazoa, Chordata, Mammalia, Rodentia, Chinchillidae.